This is a messenger RNA of Syngnathus acus (greater pipefish), 1562 nucleotides long. Its product is annotated as syntaxin-3-like. The transcript is spliced from 10 exons. Gene Ontology annotation, cellular component: plasma membrane; presynaptic active zone membrane; endomembrane system. NCBI's taxonomy places the organism in Eukaryota, Metazoa, Chordata, Actinopteri, Syngnathiformes, Syngnathidae. Gene Ontology annotation, biological process: intracellular protein transport; synaptic vesicle fusion to presynaptic active zone membrane; exocytic insertion of neurotransmitter receptor to postsynaptic membrane. The record is from RefSeq and is a predicted model, not a curated record. Gene Ontology annotation, molecular function: SNARE binding; SNAP receptor activity. The coding region runs from base 458 to 1369 and encodes 303 amino acids.
CAUUACUCAAAAACUGCAGGAAUCCAUUUGUGUGGAAACUUCAUGUGAUAAGGUGGGUUGAUCUUUCACAGUAUAUUAAUUUUUUUGGAACAAAACAUCAUGGUACAAAACAUAGCCUAAUACUGUAAAUUCUAAGUGGCAUAAUUCCUUACUUUGGGAAUAUAAAGUCUAUAAAGCUGACUUGGAACUUGUGGGGGAGGGGACAGGUUUGUCAUCCUGAACUACUACCCUAAUCUGUUCUUAGAGGAGAGAGGCUUAGCGAAACCUCAGAUAGAUAGAGAUUAGAUAGAGAGCAAUGUCUCAUUAGAGAGGGGAGUCCAACCGAAUCAGUAAUUUCUAUUAUAUAUUUAUUCAGUUAGUUUCACUUUGUUUUUGUUUGUUAAACCCUAAAAUUUCCUAAAUUGAUUGCAUUUAUUAUCUCUUUUAACAAAUACCUUUUUUGUUUAGCAUUUUCCUCAUGAUGAAGGACAGACUGGCACAGCUCAAGGAGACAAGUGAUGUUGGAGGGGAUGACGUUGAGGUUCCCAUGCAGAAUGAGGAUUUUAUGGAAGAUUUUUUUGCCCAGAUUGAGGAUAUCCGCUCCAGUAUUGAAAAGACUGAUGACAGCAUAACAGAAAUAAAAAAACUCUACUCCACCAUCUUAUCCUCCCCCACAUCUGACCAGAAAACACAGGAUGAUCUUGAAGCAGUGACCAAUGAGAUUAAGAAAUCUGCCAACAACGCAAGAAACAAGCUCAAGAGCAUUGAACACCAGCUCGAGACAAACAAAGAUGAGAGGGCCUCUGCUGACCUCAGGAUAAGAAAAUCACAGCAUGCUAUCUUGGCGAAGAAAUUCGUAGAGGUCAUGACAAAAUACAAUGAAGCGCAAGUUGACUUCAGAGACAAGAGUAAAGGACGGAUUGCCCGACAGCUUGAGAUCACUGGCAAAGUAACAACUGAUGAAGAUCUGGAGGAGAUGCUGGAGGGAGGCAACUCAACUGUCUUCACUGCUGGGAUUAUGGAUUCAAAAAUAAACCAGCAGGCCUUGAACGAGAUUGAGGCUCGUCAUAAAGACAUCAUUCGGUUGGAGAGCAGCAUCAAAGAACUCCAUGACAUGUUUGUUGAUAUUGCUAUGCUGGUUGAGAACCAGGGUGGCAUGAUUGACAGAAUUGAAAGUAACAUGGACCAAUCAGUGGGCUUUGUAGAAAGAGCAGUUGCUGACACCAAGAAAGCAGCCAAGUUCCAACAAGAAGCACGCAGGGUGUUGAAAAUGCAGUCUGACGGCAUCAAGAAACUUACAAGCAGGACUUCCUCAGGACAACCAUAUUCAUCAAUGGACUCUCUCGGGCAUGGAUCUUUGCUUUUUACACUGCUGAGGUGGAAGCAGUAAAUACAGAAGGCAAGCAGGGCACACAGCAAGCCUACUCCAUUACUGAAGGCCCAAGCUUGAAGCUGCAGAGGGAAAACAUCAGACGUGUUAAAAAAAAAAAAAGCACAGUUGAAAAUGCAAUAUCAUAAAGUCGAUAACCACAACCAUUGUUUGUAAGCUGCCCCCCCCCCAAAAAAAAACUUGAAUUUUGCGG